CGGUGUCAACAAAUCUUCCACACAUUUCAGGAAGGUUAUCUAACCUGCAAGAAUAUCAUAUCAAACAUAUUGUCAUACAUUGGCAAGACUUGCUUUUCAGAUAGACUAGCUAUAUUCCGUAGGGAAUGCAGUCAAUGCUACGAUAGCUGUAAAUGUUAAGUGAGAGAGUAUAGGCUUGUUGUGUGACUGGGCUGGCUGAGCUAGCAUGCUAUGGAUUUCUCUGUUUUAAAAACGGUGGUUGCACAGUUGGUUAGCAUGCUAGCUACACCAAACGUAAACGUAUCGACAAAAUUACUCACCUGCUUGUUGUGAUCUGUUAAAUCUGGUUUAGAUCACUAUAGCGUCAGCUAGCUAGCCACUAACACCCUCCCUCAAUAGGUUGCCUCUCUAAAGAAAAGGUAAAGUGACAUUAUAUUGCGCAAUGAGCGUCCUCUGUAUACUUUUCAUGGCUGCUCGAAGCUUCACAUUGUCGGGGGCGUCCGGCGGUCUGAUACGGUCGCGUGUAUUGUGUUCGAUCACAAGGAAAAUGUCAUCCAGAAGACAAAUGGACCAUCUAGAGAGGACAGCCAGCAACUACAGACAAGAUCGUGUAUAUCCGGCGCGGGUAUGUGGCAUCAUGGACGAGUCUGAGACAGUGAAACGCCUCCGGCUAGCUGUCCAUCCAGACUUUACUUUCAGAGCUGGACAGUGGGUGGACUUCUUCAUCCCUGGUAUGGACUCCACUGGCUUCCAUUCUGUGUGUUCCAGUCCAGGUCUGCUGCAGAGAGAGGGCGUUAUCGAGCUGGCUGUCAAAUACACACAACAUCCCCCCGCACAUUGGAUACACACCAAGUGCACCAUGGACUCUCAUGUAGCAAUGCGUGUGGGCGGUAACUUCUUCUUUGACCCCCUGCCCUCUGACCCCUGUGUUGACCUGUUGUUGGUGGCGGGGGGCGUGGGCAUUAACCCUUUAUACUCCAUCCUGCUUCACGCCGCUGACCUGCUACGACAGAACCCCGCUAACGUAGGGAGGGGCUACAACAUAGGCUCCACCCACCUCUGCUACAGCGCCAAGAACGCACAAGAGCUGCUCUUCAAAAAAACCAUCAUAGAUGUGUGUAAAGAAUUCCCAGAGAAAUUCUCCUGUGACUUCCACAUCACUGCACAGACGGCAGACAUCGACCAGGAACUCCAACCGUCCAUGAACCGUGGGAGGCUAUCAGAGGGGGAGUUGCGUCGCCACGUCGACCCUAACACUACGCUGUGUUACCUAUGUGACCCUCCACCCAUGAUAGAGAGCGGGGUCCAGACCCUGCUCUGUUUAGGCCUAUCCCAGGACAGGAUACUGUUUGAGAAGUGGUGGUAGUGCGUACUGAAGACAGACCUCUUCAUCAACUAUCCACUGCUGCGUCACUGAAUAUUGUAUAUCAAUGGUGGGAGGACCCACCCUGCUCUCUCCCCCAGUCCCUAUGAAUUCUAAGACCAACCCAGCACACACCACCCAGACCACGCACCUGCCCAUGUUACCAUGGCAACAUUUUUGGGGCCUUUGGACCAUAUUUUUCUGCAGGUGUGACCUGGCCACAUCAUUUGAUUUAUUUUACCUCACCUAAAUGUGUAUUUAUACCAGGUACCAACUUGUACAACUGGCUUGACUCGGCUACAAUUUGAACAAAUUAACGCACAACUGAACUAAUCUCUCUUUACCGGAAUAUUCAACUCAACUAUCACCUGACUCGGGUGUUCACCAAAUGCAAUGAACAUCAGUUGUACAGCCCGAGUGUGUAUAGGGCCAUUGAUCUGAGCCUGGCUGAUGGUGACCUCUGACCUGUGUGAAGUGCAGUAUAAUGUGUGUAUAUAUAGCUUUCCUGAUGAUCCACUACAAGGAUGGAGAAACACACUCAAACAGUCCUCAACUCAGUGACUAAUAAACUGAAUCCUGCAGGGAUGCAAACUA
Molecule: messenger RNA, 1936 nt
Organism: Salvelinus sp. IW2-2015
Lineage: Eukaryota; Metazoa; Chordata; Actinopteri; Salmoniformes; Salmonidae
Product: oxidoreductase NAD-binding domain-containing protein 1
Cellular component (GO): mitochondrion
Molecular function (GO): oxidoreductase activity
Source: RefSeq, a predicted model, not a curated record